This is a messenger RNA of Sapajus apella (tufted capuchin), 1953 nucleotides long. It is a transcript of the gene GP6, whose product is annotated as glycoprotein VI platelet. The transcript is spliced from 8 exons. The record is from RefSeq and is a predicted model, not a curated record. Bases 334 to 1344 code for a protein of 336 amino acids. NCBI's taxonomy places the organism in Eukaryota, Metazoa, Chordata, Mammalia, Primates, Cebidae.
UAAAAUCGUAUCUCACUGUGGUUCUGAUGCACAUUUUCCUAGCGACCAUCAGGGACUUUGUGGGAACAUGAGAGCACAGACCAGGCCCCAGUGGGCAGACGUGUGGUGCAGAGCCAGGCUGGCUGGUGGAGAUAAGUGAGACUCCUUAGAGCUUGUGUGCAAGUCACUGUACUGAGGAGCCGGCUAUGGCUCGAUGAGUCUCAAUUAGGAAAGGCCGGGGCUGGUGAAGGAAGGGAGGAGGGCAUUCUUUGUCCUCACCACAUCCUGAGCCUGUGCCCCUGACUCCACCACUUCCCUCCCUGGCCACAGAGCUCAGGACAGGGCCGAGGAACCAUGUCUGCAUUCCUGACUGCCCUCUUCUGUCUUGGGCUGUGUCUGGGGCAUGUGCAAGCACAGAGUGGACCACUCCCCAAGCCCUCCCUGCAGGCUGUGCCCAGCUCCCUGGUGCCCCUGGAGAGGCCAGUGACCCUCCGGUGCCAGGGACCUCCGGGUGUGGACCUGUACCGCCUGGAGAAGCUGAGUUCCAACAACUACCGGGAUCAGGCGGUCCUCCUCAUCCCAGCCAUGAAGCAAAGUGCCGCUGGACGCUACCGCUGCUCCUACCAGAACGGAAGCCUCUGGUCCCCGCCCAGCGACCAGUUGGAGCUCGUUGCCACCGGAGUUUUUCCCAAGCCCUCGCUCUCAGCCCAGCCUGGCCCAGCGGUGUCCCCAGGAGGGGAUGUGACCCUACAGUGUCAGACCGAAUAUGGCUUUGACCAAUUUGCUCUGUACAAGGAGGGAGACCCUGGACCCUACAAGAAUCCUGAGAGAUGGUACCGGGCUAGCUUCCCCAUCACCACGGUGACCGCCGCCCACAGCGGGACCUACCGGUGCUACAGCUUCUCCAGAAGGGCCCCAUACCUGUGGUCGGCCCCCAGUGAUCCCCUGGAGCUUGUGGUCACAGGAACCUCUGUGACCCCCAGCCAGUUAUCAAAAGAACCACCUUCCUCUGCCAAAGCAUUCCCAGAGGCCACCAGUAAACUGAUCAUCUCACUCACAAACAAAGUCUUCACAACUGAGACUUCUAGGAGUAUCACCGCCAGUCCAAAGGAGUCAGGCUCUCCAGCUGGUCCCUCCCGCCAGUACUACACCAAGGGCAACCUGGUCCGGAUAUGCCUCGGAGCUGUGAUCCUAAUACUCCUGGCGGGGUUUCUGGCAGAGGACUGGCACAGCCGGAGGAAGCGCCCGCGGCACAGGGUCAGGGCUGUGCAGAGGCCGCUCCCACCCCUCCCACAGCCCCAGAAAUCACACGGGAGUCAGGAUGGAGGUCGACCAGAUGUUCACAGCUAUGGGUUCUGUUCAUGACCAGUGAACCCCAGGCAUGGAUCAUGGCAUGGGACACAACUCAAACACUGUGGCGUACGUGAAGCGUGGGAUCAGGAGGGCGGAGGCUACAGCUUGGAAAGGAGGCCAUGCUGCCUCCUCCUGGUGUUCCAUCCAGGAGCCGUUCAGCUAGUGUCUAUCUGGCUCUCUGUCCAAGGAUGCCCUCCAUUUGGGAUGGAAGGAAUCCAUGGAGACCUCAGCCUCCUCCCUGCACACUGUGGAUCACAUGGUACCCUGGCUGGACCAUAUACUGGCCUCUUUCUUCAACCUUCUGUAAUAUGGGCUCCAGAUGACUCUCUAACGUUCCCAGCUCUCAUGGUUGACUCUGUUCCAUCCUCUGUGCAGAACCCUCCCAUGCUUCCCCUUGGCCCUCUGUGCUCGUCUGGUUUUCCCCAGAAACCUUCAUCCUAACUCCAUCUUCCACUGCAGUCUAACAUAUCUCCUUUCAUUUCUCAGAACGGGCCUUGCGGGCAGUUUGGGUACGUUAUUCAUUUUCCUUAGUCUAAAACUAGCAUGUCGAUUGCUUUCCUUCACUUUGGAAAACAAGAUCAGCCUGUGCAACAUGGUGAAACCCCAUUUCUACCAAAACAA